Messenger RNA from Vigna radiata var. radiata (mung bean), 411 nucleotides. Its product is annotated as probable protein phosphatase 2C 11. The transcript has 2 exons. Gene Ontology annotation, molecular function: protein serine/threonine phosphatase activity. The record is from RefSeq and is a predicted model, not a curated record. Gene Ontology annotation, cellular component: nucleus; cytosol. Gene Ontology annotation, biological process: protein dephosphorylation. Bases 1 to 411 code for a protein of 136 amino acids. NCBI's taxonomy places the organism in Eukaryota, Viridiplantae, Streptophyta, Magnoliopsida, Fabales, Fabaceae.
AUGGAGGAACGAGCAUAUCAAUUACGGAGAAGCGAGCAUCCCAAACAUCCAGAAAAACCAAAGAUAAGUCAGCGAGUUGCAAGUAGAGUUGGUUCAGUUAUUCCUCUGUCUAUUGAUCACAAGCCCGAUAGAUCUGAUGAACGUCAAAGGAUUGAAAAGGCUGGGGGAUUUAUAAUCUGGGCUGGAACAUGGAGGGUCGGUGGUGUUCUUGCUGUGUCCUGUGCAUUUGGCGACAAACUUCUUAAGCCUUAUGUUGUCGCUGACCCUGAAAUUCAGGAGGAAGAAAUUGAUGGUGUAGAUUUUAUUAUAAUUGUUAGUGAUGGCCUUUGGAAUGUCAUAUCAAACAAGGAGGUUGUGUCGUUAGUACAAAAUAUCACAGAUGCAGAAGAGGAUUUCGGUGUAGAAGGGUAA